GGAAUACUAAACUGUCGCAGGGGGGUCCUGACAAACACACAUUUCCAACAUGGCGACGUCCAUCGGUCUACUAUUAAAACCUUGGACACCGAGGGUGUUGGCGGUACGAUGGAGCAGAUACAAUCCAUACUACCUGGAGCCAGAGGUAAGGAAGGAGGCCUACGACAAACCAGAAACAGAACUGAGCGCCGAGGAGAAGGAAGAGCGGGCGCUCAAGGCAGUCAGACCCAUCAAGGCGGCAGUCAACAGUGUCACCAGCUCAGUUUUUGACGACCCGCUCAUCAGUAAAUUCAUCAACAUGAUGAUGAAGCAUGGAAACAAAGUUUUGGCAAGAGAGAUCAUGACAGAGACAUUGGAGCAUAUUAAGAGGAAACAGGUGGAGAAAUACCACAAAGCUCCAGAGGGGAAAAGAGAGGAGAUUGAGUGCAACCCUUACUCCAUCUUCCAUCAGGCUAUAGAGAACUGUCAGCCGAUUGUAGGCCUUGCUAGCAUCAAGAGAGGUGGAAGGGUCUAUCAGGUGCCUGUACCGCUUCAAGACAACAGGCGACGCUUCCUCGCAAUGAAAUGGAUGAUCACGGAGUGCAGGGACAAUAAACAUCGGCGCACGAACAUGUACGAAAAACUCUCCCAGGAGCUGCUGGCGGCCUCUAACAAGGAGGGCAACGUCUUCAAGAAGAAGACAGAGAUGCACAAGAUGGCCGAAGCCAACAGAGCAUACGCCCAUUACCGCUGGUGGUAGGCCAAAUGUCAAAGACGGGACACCAGAGGGUGUCACAUGCUUUUGGAAAUAAUGAACCCCACAAAACAGCUCUAAUAUGACAGCGGACUAUCCAGAGGUGAGAGGCAUCACACCUCUGAUUAGGGAUGGUGUGCAAAAGUCAUGCUAACAUCUGGAAAAUGCAUUAUGGUAACGGUUUAUUGGAUAAAUCAUAUGAAAACAAACUCUUCCUGCAUAUAUGCUGUAGCUGCCUCAUGUAAUAACUGCUGAAAAAACAAGACGUGACAGAAAUUCAAACCUUUUAAUAAAAUAUCUCUCAAAACUACAACUCCUUUAACUAUUGGUCACACAUUAGAAACAAAGCAAGCAUCACACCAGCUUGAAUCUGAUGUUCAGCAAUGUUCAUAGAGGGAAUGCUUUCAAUAUAUAAAACUUUUUUAUAAAUAAAAAAAAGUCAGUGAAUGAACUCAGGAACUGAACUUAU
Messenger RNA from Doryrhamphus excisus (bluestripe pipefish), 1202 nucleotides. It is a transcript of the gene mrps7, whose product is annotated as mitochondrial ribosomal protein S7. Lineage: Eukaryota; Metazoa; Chordata; Actinopteri; Syngnathiformes; Syngnathidae. The record is from RefSeq and is a predicted model, not a curated record. Gene Ontology annotation, cellular component: small ribosomal subunit. Gene Ontology annotation, biological process: translation. Gene Ontology annotation, molecular function: structural constituent of ribosome.